AAGUCUGGCGGGUUUGAGUUAGUUAGCUGUCUACAUCGUCCAAGUCCAGAGAAAUUCAGUCACCAGUUUCAGCAUCAAGGCGGAUUUUAACAGUGGGAUCUGUUGCAGAAGUCAUUUGGGCUAUUAAUAGUCAUGGCAACAAGUGGAAUCAUCUCUGAUGACGUGGAAAGCAGUUUGGAAGGAGAGUUUGGAGCCAAAAUGGUAACUGCAAAACAGUACAUGUGUGAGGAGUGCAGCAAGCAGUUCAGUCGCCUCAGUAAUCUGAAGACACACAUACGGACUCACACAGGUGAGAAACCCUAUAAAUGUGAGGAAUGUGGCAAACAUUUCAGUCUGCUGGCGCAUUUGAAGAGCCACAUGCGGACUCACACUGGUGAGAAACCCUAUAAAUGUGAGGAAUGUGGCAAACAUUUCAGGCAGCUGGCGCAUCUGAAGACACACAUGCAGACUCACACUGGAGAGAAACCCUACAGGUGUGAGGAGUGCAGCAAGCAGUUCAGUCACCCCAGUAAUCUGAAGACUCACAUGCGGAUUCACACUGGCGAGAAACCUUACAAAUGUGAGGAAUGUGGCAAAUAUUUCAUUGAUCUGGGUACUCUGAAGAAACACAUGCGGACUCACACUGGAGAGAAACCUUACAAAUGUGAGCAAUGUUCUAAACAGUUCCGUCAGCUGGAUGAACUGAAGACUCACGUGCGAGCUCAUACAGGUGAGAAACCCUACAGGUGUGAGGAGUGCAGCAAGCAGUUCAGUCAGCUGGGUAGUUUAAAAGAACACAUGCGAACUCACACAGGUGAGAAACCCUACAGGUGUGAGGAGUGCAGCAAGCAGUUCACUCAUCGGAGUCAUCUCAAGAUUCACAUACGGACUCACACUGGUGAGAAACCUUACAAAUGUGAGGAAUGUGGCAAACAUUUCAGUCAGCUGGCGCAUCUGAAGACACACAUACGGACUCACACUGGCGAGAAACCCUACAGAUGUGAGGAAUGUGGCAAGCAUUUCAGUGAGCUGGGUAAUCUGAAGAUACACAUGCAGACUCACACAGGUGAGAAACCCUACAAGUGUGAGCAAUGUUCUAAACAGUUCCGUCAGCUGCAUAAACUGAAGACUCACGUGCGGACUCAUACAGGGGAGAAACCCUACAGGUGUGAGGAGUGCAGCAAGCAGUUCAGUCAGCUGGGUAGUUUAAAAGAACACAUGCGAACUCACACAGGUGAGAAACCCUACACGUGUAAAGAGUGCAGCAAACAAUUCAGAAAGCUGAGUCAUCUAAACACCCACAUUCGGACUCAUACAGGUGAGAAACCUUACGUGUGUGAGGAGUGCAGCAAGCAGUUCCGUCAGCUGGCUCAUUUGAAGACCCACAUGCAGACUCAUACUGGUGAAAAAACUUUCGUGUGUGAGGAGUGCAGCCAGCAGUUCGGUCAAUCGAGUCAUCUGAAGUCCCACAUGCGGACUCAUACUGGUGAGAAACCUUAGAUGUGUGAGGAGUGCAGC
This is a messenger RNA of Branchiostoma belcheri (Belcher's lancelet), 1497 nucleotides long. Its product is annotated as zinc finger protein 678-like. Lineage: Eukaryota; Metazoa; Chordata; Leptocardii; Amphioxiformes; Branchiostomatidae. Gene Ontology annotation, molecular function: RNA polymerase II cis-regulatory region sequence-specific DNA binding; DNA-binding transcription factor activity, RNA polymerase II-specific. The transcript has 2 exons. Gene Ontology annotation, biological process: regulation of transcription by RNA polymerase II. The record is from RefSeq and is a predicted model, not a curated record. Bases 133 to 1479 code for a protein of 448 amino acids.